AUGACAAAUACAAGCGAAUUGGUUUCAAUGAAUACAUUGAAUUCGAAAUAUCAAACUUAUGAAUCAGUUGAAUCAAUUGACGAUCAAGAACAAUCGAAAAACGAUCGUAUUCGAAAUCUAAUAUCAAAUAUUUUGACUGUGAUCAGUUUGAUUUUUCUCAUUCCUGGUCUUUGGUAUCCAAUGAUCAAUAUUCAUAUCACUACUUUAGCACAAACAAUAACAAUAGUAAAUCAAACGCGAAGCAUUUUAACAACGAUUACCUUUCUGUUUGAACGUAAAGCAUAUCUUCCUGGAGUAUUAAUAGCUAUCUUUUCUGUCGUGAUUCCAUUUCUCAAAGCAGGCUUAUUACUAUUAAUGAAUAUAUCAAAAAGUGCACGAUAUAACUAUACAGUCUAUACAAUUGUUCGUGAUUGGGGUAAAUGGAGUAUGGCAGAUGUGUUUGUUACAGCUGUUUUUCUUUCAUAUUUAUCAACAACAGUAGUAGCUAAUAUUGAAGCAACAUUACUUCCCGGAUUCUAUUGUUUUUUAGUUUAUUGUAUCACUUCUUUAUUAGCUGUACAAGUCAUGGUUGCGCCACCUGAAGUGACUAUUGGAAAAAGUUGA
This is a messenger RNA of Adineta ricciae, 603 nucleotides long. The record is from the annotation of a GenBank genome assembly. NCBI's taxonomy places the organism in Eukaryota, Metazoa, Rotifera, Eurotatoria, Adinetida, Adinetidae.